UCCGACACUCUUGUCGCGGGCCACAUGAAUGAAAAGGUACAAAAACGAAAUGAAAUCGACCUGAAACUAUUUGAUUAAAAACUUACGUUAAUGAAUAGACAUUGGAAGUUUAUCUAUCUUUUAUUCUUACGAGUCGGAAAGUGGCUUCAUUUCUUUACUUAAAAUCUGAGCAACAUAGAAUCUAGUUUUACCGAAGGCUCAUUUUUUAAUGUUGUUUUUAAUUUCCAAACACCAUAGAAAAACAACAACAUAGAUAUAGCGUACACUGUUAACACGAUGGUACACUUAUGGGAUAUGGUUUCUUGUGGCAUUGUCCUGGUUGUAUUCCUUAGUCUCGCACACAGAGUUGAAUUGAAAGUUUCAGUGCCAGCUCUUGCAGACGACAAAACAAAAGCGACAUACGUGGAACGAGUGAAAAACUUCACACUACUCUACGCUAAAAACUGCUCAGGGUGUGAAAACUAUGCAGACAUACAGUCACUGCAAGGUUUGGACGAGGUUUGCCGGAAAUAUGACGCUUUCUUCGUGUGUAGCCAGCAGAGCAACAAUUGUUCCCAAAGUUUUACAGGUCAAAGUGAUUUUAAAACUAUUUGUUUGCCAAGAAGAAGACAGAUUGUUCAAAUUUUAGACCCACUUGCCAACUCAUGUGACGGACAAUGUGAUUCGUACUACGAAGCCGUUAAAAGCCAAGAUUUAUUGGACCUUACUUGUGGAAAGCUGGAUGAUCUAGAUAACUGUAUGUCUGCUCGAUGUGAAAACUACGAUGUAUACAAAACAGUGUUAGAUGACGCUAACAAACUCUGUGAUGGCUGUGGGUGUCUUCAUGUUUCUCUGCUUCUGCUGUUGGUUGCUUUGGUUUUCAGUAAGUGGACAGCUUAGACAGCUUCGUAUCUUUAGGGACUAGAUGGCUGAGUAGCAUGGACACGGCCACAUCUCAUUUUUAUAACGGGUUUCUAAAGACUGUGUACACUAGUUUAUUUCAUUAGGUAUUAAUAAGACCGAUAUGUCUAUAUAUCCCAGCAUUUCUCUAGCUUAUAGUACAAUAUGACAAUUGUCUAUACGUAGGUCUCACAGAUUAAAGUCCAUUCCAAAUAACAAAAUUUGUGUCUUCAUCUAUACAUUUGUAAAUCGCAAUAUUUUUCUUUUUACAUUUAUGGAAUAUUUUUUUAAAUAAAACUCUUUACAAAAUU
Molecule: messenger RNA, 1190 nt
Organism: Biomphalaria glabrata
Lineage: Eukaryota; Metazoa; Mollusca; Gastropoda; Planorbidae
Exons: 9
Coding region: 277-879 (200 amino acids)
Source: RefSeq, a predicted model, not a curated record